AUGGGAAACUUGAAAGAAAAAGUAGACAAGAAGCAGAAGAAGAAGAGCAAGAAGCCUAAUAAUAGCGACUUCAGUGAAAAGGAUGUAAUGAUAAAGAAAGAGGAUGAAAGGAAUAAAGCGACCAGGCCUGCUGAGAAGAAGAAGAGGAAAAGGGAGAAGGGAAGUAGCAUUGAUGGUGGUGAUGCUAUUCAGAUCAUUAGAGAAGAUGAUGUAACUAAGGCAGAAGGGGAAAAGAAAAGGAACAAACUGAGGAAAAAGAAAAAAGAAGGGAGGAGCAAAAUAAUGUUCUGUGCAUACAUAGGUAAAUCCAAGAAAUCUAAGAAAAAGAAAAAGGAGCAUGAGACAUCAAAGGAGGAUGAGAUUAUACUGGAAAAGAGGGGAGAGACCAAUCAGGAUGAGGCUUAUUGUAUUUCUUCUGGGGAUGAGGACUGCUCAAAAGGAAUGAAGAAGUGGCUUACAGAUUACCAUCAAAGUAGACCAGGUUUGAAGGUGCUGCAACAAAGAUUAGAUGAGUUCAUAGUUUCCCAUGAGGAAAAACUUGAACAGGAAAGAAAAGAAAGAGAAGCCCAAGCUGCAGAAGGAGGAUGGACAGUUGUUAAACAUCACAAAGGAAGGAAAAAGACCACAGAUUCUGAAAGUGGAAUUACUGUGGGCUCUGUUGCUCCAGCUGCUGUGGAGAAUCAGAUGACCAAGAAAAAGCCCAAGGAAGUUGGGCUAGAAUUCUAUCGGUUUCAGAAAAGAGAAGCUCAGAGGAGUGAAAUUAUGGCUCUUCGAAGCAAAUUUGAGGAGGAUAGAAAGCGCAUUCAGCAAUUGAGAGCUGCUAGGAAGUUUCGACCUUACUGA
This is a messenger RNA of Dovyalis caffra, 843 nucleotides long. Lineage: Eukaryota; Viridiplantae; Streptophyta; Magnoliopsida; Malpighiales; Salicaceae. The record is from the annotation of a GenBank genome assembly.